This is a messenger RNA of Colletotrichum siamense, 906 nucleotides long. RefSeq lists its product as uncharacterized. The record is from RefSeq and is a predicted model, not a curated record. NCBI's taxonomy places the organism in Eukaryota, Fungi, Ascomycota, Sordariomycetes, Glomerellales, Glomerellaceae. The coding region runs from base 1 to 906 and encodes 301 amino acids. The transcript has 2 exons. Gene Ontology annotation, cellular component: plasma membrane; fungal-type vacuole.
AUGAGUACAGAGGACAUCCAGACGGAGGCGUACCAGCGAGAGUUGGAAGUUAUGCGCACCGCACCUUGCCAUCCUUUGACGCCCGGUUUCAGCACAAACUAUGGCUAUGUUCCCUCCUUCGCCGCCGGUGUAGCCCUCAGCGUUCUCUUUUCCAUACCCCUCUUCUAUCAUACCUUCCAAUCCAUCCGCCUUCGUGCGACCGUGUCCAUUCUGCUCGCCAUAGGAGCCUUAAGCUGGGUCUCCCGUGCCUACGCCGGAAAAUGCCCAUACAACGCCGACGCCUUUAUGUCGCAGAUAGUCACCCUCAUUAUAGCCCCUGUCUUCUUCGCCUCUGCCAUUUACGUCCUCCUUGGCAAGCUGAUUAUCAAUCUUGGCCCUUCAUCGUCAUCGAUCUCUCCUAAAUGGUACAUUAUUGUAUUUUGUACUUGCGACGUUCUUGCUCUUAUUAUCCAGGCCAUCGGGGGAGCCAUGGCCAGCAUAGCAGAUACGGACGAGGAUAUGUCUAUGGGCUCGCAAAUUAUGUUGGGUGGCAUUGCGGUCCAACUGUUCACCAUGACGCUAUUCGGUGGGUUUCUGGGGGACUUUUUCUGGAGAGUCUUCAGCCAUGUGCGUGGCAGUGUCAUUUAUGGGAUGAAGCUAGUGUUUGUGUCACUCACUAUUAGCUUCGUGAUGGUAUAUAUUCGAAGCGUUUAUCGGGUUAUCGAGCUUGCUCAGGGCUGGAACGGCUAUUUCCUCACGCACGAAGUCUACUUCAUUGCGCUGGACGCCGUCGUGAUGGUAAUUGCGGUAGCGAUCUUUGUACCCUUGGAUCCGGCAGUCAUUUUGGGCCGUGAGGGACUGCCUGGCUUUUCGAAGAAGAUGCGAGAGAAGAGGUCGGUAAGCAAUGGCGAGGUGCCCGGUGAAUAG